This is a messenger RNA of Helicoverpa zea (corn earworm), 642 nucleotides long. RefSeq names its product acanthoscurrin-1-like. The transcript has 2 exons. The record is from RefSeq and is a predicted model, not a curated record. The coding region runs from base 29 to 433 and encodes 134 amino acids. Lineage: Eukaryota; Metazoa; Arthropoda; Insecta; Lepidoptera; Noctuidae.
UGACAGUGAUCUGUGAGAGUUCGCAACUAUGGCAUCAUCUAAGAUAUUACUACUCUUCGGAGUGGCGUUAGCCCUGAUAGCCACAGCCUUCGCACAGGGCUAUGGUGGCGGUGGUGGAUACGGCGGUGGCUUCGGUGGCCAAGGAGGCGGCUUCGGUGGUCAGGGAGGCGGCUUCGGAGGCCAAGGAGGCGGCUUCGGAGGCCAAGGCGGCGGUGGCGGUUUCGGAGCUCAAGGCGGUGGUUUCAAAGUACAAGGAGGAGGAUUCAGAGCCCAGGGCGGCAGCUUUGGAGCACAGGGUGGCGGCUUUGGAGCCCAGGGAGGUGGCUUCGGCAGCCAAGGAGGUGGCUUCGGAGGACAAGGCGGUGGCUUCGGAGGACAAGGAGGUGGUUUCGGAGGGGGAUUCGGGGGUGGACGAGGAGACUAUGGACGUUGAUUUUUAAGUGGAAAUGUACGCUUACGGAGAAUGAUUUGAGCUUUAUUAUUUUUUAGUUUUUUUGUUCCUUUUAAAACUAAUAAAACUUUGUUGUAUAAAGAAUACAUAAUUUUAAUUAUAUUGAAACAUGUAAAUAGCUAAUUACGAAUUGUAUUUUCCCACGAGUCACGACAACAAAAAUAAAUAAACAAUCUUAGUUUACUUUAUAA